AUGGAGACAUACUACGGUUACGUCAAAGCACCCCAGGACGCCAUCAUACUAUUCGAAGCCUGCCGUAUGGGCUUCUUAAAUCGCAUACAACGUCGUCUCUCCGAGAAAGAACGCUCACAAAUUCGCUCGGGUUCAGUCUUCGUCUGGGACGAACGUGAAGCUGGUAUGCGCCGUUGGACUGACGGAAAGUCAUGGUCAGCUUCCCGCGUUAGUGGCUCGUUUCUCACAUACAGAGAACUAGAAUCAAAGCGGAAAUCAGGGUCACGCGGGAGCAACAACCUUAACGAUCUUUCUAGUGAAGAUACAGACUCAACCAAAUUUAUCCAGCCGGGAGGUAACGAUUCGUCGGGAUACGUUGGGUCGGCACCGAUCAAUAUUCCUAACGGGAGGUAUACUUUCCCUCAACCUCAGCAACUGUCUUUCCCGAGUAGUUAUCCUCCACCUACUCAGCUGCCACCACAAGACAUUCGAUGGGAUAAUACUCGAAACAGUGAAGAUCAGCGGCAGUUAAAUGCAAUCUACACUACUUUGAGAUUGUAA
Molecule: messenger RNA, 540 nt
Organism: Paraglomus occultum
Lineage: Eukaryota; Fungi; Glomeromycota; Glomeromycetes; Paraglomerales; Paraglomeraceae
Source: the annotation of a GenBank genome assembly